AUGUGUGACUCUGUUUACACAACGCCACAAUCAGUGACUUCAAAGAAAACUCCGAGGAGGAGAGCAAUCUCGCCACGAACAUCACGGUACUCUUCGCCGUUUCAGGUGGUAGAUCUCAGCAAUGAGACCCAAGAAGAGCUGAAGAAUCGUCUGUUGGAGUCGGAAAACGUCAUUCAAGAAUUGCGCGCUGAACGCGACGCACUACAAGGCACCCUGGUCGAUAAGGCGGGACUCAAUGAGAGUGUAAUUAUUGAGCGAAGUAACCGAGUGUCGACACAAGAGACGCGAAUCUAUCGACGAGAUAUGACGGUUUUGGAGGACGAUUUGAAGCAGAAACAGUCGCAAAUUCGAAUUCUCCAGGAUAAAUGUUCAGCACUGGAAGUGGAGAAGCAACGGAUGGCAGAGGCAUUAAAAAUGACAGAAGAUGACAAAAAGGAGAACGAGGAGCAGCUGAAUUCGUUGAGAAACCGAAUUCAUGAGCUGGAAAAGGACAAAUUGUCGAAAACUGAUGAGAUUUAUCAAAUGAAUGGAGAGUUGCGGAGGAUGACGGAACGAUUGAAGGGUUUGAGUGAGGAAUACAACAGGACAAUGGCAGAAAGUUCGAAUGAAAAGAGAGCAUUAGGGGAGAAGUUGGAGAAGUUUAGGAAUCAGUUAAAGGAGAGCGAUCGGAAGAGUUUGGAAGUGAAUCGAGAGCAAGAGAACACUCAAAAAGUGUUGAGUGAAGUCCGUCAGCUAUCGGAUCGUCUGGAAUACUUAACACCAGUCCGUAAAGACCCGAAGAAGAAGGAACGAGAGGAAUUCAUACAAUUAUCCGCCAAGGUGAUUGAGGAGACGAUGAGUGAUCUGAAAAUGAAAAAUGCGAGGUUGGAAAAGGAGUUAUUGGCGAAAAAAGAGUUGGUGAACUCGACGAAAGAAGAGUUGGAAGCUCUCAAACAGCAAAUGAAAGCGGCGAUGGGCGACUCGGAUCAGGCGACGAAAUUCUUGCAGGACGAUAAUAUGAAGUUGACUCGCCAGAAAGCGGAUAUUCGUUGCGACCUUUUAGAGGCUCGUCGGGAGCUCACUGGUUUCGAUAAAAAGAGAGAGGAGCUUGAGAAGCAGAGGGAUGAGGCGUUAAGUGAGGUUAAACGAAUCUCAGAGCUCAAAAAGAAUGUGGAGAAGGAGAUGGAGUCAUUGACGACACUGGCGGCUGAAAGGGAGCUGAAAAUCGAAGAAUUGCAGACUAAGAUGGCUGGACUUGAAGUUAUCAAGAGAGAGCAUGACUCGAUGAAGAGUGAAUUGAGUAAGACUCACGAGAAACUGAAUCAACUUGGGAAGCAUCUUGUGAUGGCUGACCAACAAUGUUCACAUUUCAAAGCACUCAAAGAGACGGCAGAAGGGUCCAGAAGACGCGCCAUCGAGCAGUGUAAUGAUAUGGUUGUGAGGAUCCGAGGGCUAGAAGCACAACUGGAGAAUCAGAGGAAAGUGGAGCAAGAACUCGAGAUGUUGAGAGCUGAGAACUCCCGACAAGCACAGAAGAUUGAUUAUAUGAAGGAGGAGAUUCAAGAGGUUCAUCUGGAUUAUAGACAAGAGUUGUCGACGAUUGCACAGAAAAAAGGAGAGGAGAAGAGGAAUGAAGAGGAUGCGGAGCAUCUCAGAUUGACGCUCUCGAAGAGAGAUAGUGAGCUGAGAAGUGCCAAAAAGACGAUUGAGGAAGUGAAAGCGGAUAAUCAGAAGGUUCAGCAGAUUCUAGAGGAAGUACGACGUCAGCAAGACAAGAUUCUUGAGGAGAACGUUCGUUUGAGGAAGGGAAUGGCGGAUGCACUCGAGAAGAUCGAGGAAUUCAAACGAAACUGGCAAAACUCGAUGGAUAAAUGUGAGCGUUUGGAAAGGGAGAAUGCGGAUUUCGAGAUGAAAAUGAAUAAAAUGGAGGAGGAUUUGGCGGAGAAGUCACAGCAGGUUACCGAAUCGGAAGAGACCAUCGCCUAUCUCCAUACACAAAUUAAUGCGAAACAGCAGAAUAAGCAACCGAAAUUGGGGAGGAGAAGCACGUUGUUGAGUACGGUCUCUGAGAUGGAUACGACUGUUUAUAUGCGCGAAGCCGAAGAGGUGCGUGCUCUCGAAGAGCAACGUCAAGCUCUGAUGAGCAACUUAGCAGAGAAACGUCGCUUGCUCGCCGACUCGAAAAAGUCUCAAUCCACUGCCAACACGACUACAGUAGUCACCUCCACCACAACUUCCACGGAAAUCACGAAAACAAGUCAAUCGGCGAGUGAACUCUCCCAUAACAGACAGGGAACAAUGCGACACGAUAUCCCACACAAAUGGAAAGAAUACCGUCAUUUGGGUGUUCUCUCCAUCAAAUGUUCGCUCUGUUUCGUCGGUAUUCCCACACUCGGAAAAGCGCGUAAAUGUGUGCAUUGUGACGUCCACGUGCAUGCUUCGUGUGCUCCACGUGUCAAUAAUACGUGUGGAAUGCCGGUGCAAUGUGCCACGUAUUACCAGGAGAAUAAUACGAAUGUGUCUGCGGUGUCGGAGGGAAGAAUGAAUGGAUGGUUGAGAGUUUAUCAGGAUGAUAUGCCCGGAUCCACGUGGAUCGCCUCGUGGGCUAUGAUGGAUUUGACACGAAUCGCAUUCUAUACGAAUGAUGGAGCGGAUCUUGAUAAACCAUUUCUCUGGAUUGACUUGAAUCAAGAGCAAUGGGUGCUCCGUACCGGACAAGAGAUGCCUGUCGACUGUGAUGAUUCGAUGAGAGCCAGCAAUGUGCUCAUGAUCAAAAUGCCACGUAGAUCACUCUAUAUCCUGGCUCCAUCCCAACCGGCGGCUGGAAGAUGGGCGGAAUGUCUACAGACGGCUCAGAGAAAACGAAUGAUGCUCAACUCGAAGCCAUCUUCGAUAGCCGAGUUUAGUUGUUUGUUGGUGCUGAAUUCGCCGAAUAAUUUGAAGAUUUUUAAGGCUGUGACAAUCGAGGACUGGAUCCUAUUCGCCACUCAAACUGGCCUCUUCUUCACUAGCAUCUCCCAACCACGUAAUCCAAUGCGUAUUGCCGGUCCAAUGUCUGUCACUUGUCUGGAAAUAAUGUCUGAAAUCAAUACGGUGGCUAUGGUAGUCAACAAGCACAGACAGUUGGCAGUCAUACCGAUGGAUUCGUUAACACUGGCAAUGCAAAGUACUCAGCCAUCGAUUCGACCGGAGAUUUUGCCGGAAUUCGGACAUGUUCACACUAUUAAAUAUCAUCAGCAAGCUGGUGGAACUGGACAGAGAUAUUUAGUGAUUUCGGAUGAUACUCAUUUGUAUAUUCGAAAGUAUAAUGCGACCAGGGAUAUUUUCAGUCAAUUUGCUAAAAUCAACGUUCCCGAACCGGUGACAUUUGUUGAAAGUGCGCCCCAUGGCAUCAUCUAUGCAUCUGACACGUUCUACUACGUGCCACUCGAUGGAAACUCGACGACUCCACGUCAACUAACAAUUCCACGUAAUGAUUAUCCAGUCAGUGCUCAGUUGAUCUCAUCGAAUGAGGUGCUUCUCGCUUUCCAAAAUCAUGGAGUUUUCGUGAAUCUUUACGGUGAAAUGACACGAAAAUCGACGAUCGAAUGGGAGAAAAUGCCGAUGGAAUUCAUCUACACGACGCCGUUCCUCUACAUUGUUCACGACGAUUCCAUAGAGAUUCUGGAGGUUUCUGAGAGCUCCGAAGAGACGGUUUUGGAUGAGAGAGAAGUGUUCGAAUGUGUGAAUGCACAUAUCAUUGGACGACAAUAUCAAGGAGUUCUCAUCUCGGUUUCAUCCAAAGACUCGACAGAAGUUCAUCGAUUCUCGACGACUACAGGACACGCGAAGCAACGGAAUAUGGCGAAACGACGUGGAGCAUCACCUGGAAACACACUUAAACGCACUAAAAAUUGA
This is a messenger RNA of Caenorhabditis remanei, 3876 nucleotides long. RefSeq lists its product as uncharacterized. Gene Ontology annotation, molecular function: protein serine/threonine kinase activity. Gene Ontology annotation, biological process: actomyosin structure organization; peptidyl-threonine phosphorylation. Lineage: Eukaryota; Metazoa; Nematoda; Chromadorea; Rhabditida; Rhabditidae. The record is from RefSeq and is a predicted model, not a curated record. Gene Ontology annotation, cellular component: cytoplasm; cytoskeleton. Bases 1 to 3876 code for a protein of 1291 amino acids. The transcript is spliced from 6 exons.